GACCAGGAAAAGGCGCAUGCGUGAAGAAGGGAACGAUGGUGGACAGGUAGGCAACGCAUCAAGCUUGAUGAUAUCUAUCGACUAGCGAUCGAUUUCCAACAGUUCACUAGAACUAAUAGAUCCUAUAUCACUUAUUUGCAGCUACUAGCAUUGUAGCUAGCUUCCGUAGAACGAAGCCCUGGAACAUACAAAAAUGCCGAACAUUAAGAUAUUCAGCGGUAGCUCGCAUCGGGAACUGUCUCACAAAAUUGCUGACCGUCUUGGGAUGGAACUCGGGAAGGUUGUCACCAAGAAAUUCAGCAAUCAAGAAACAUGUGUUGAGAUCGGGGAGAGUGUCCGUGGAGAGGAUGUCUACAUCGUACAGAGCGGCUGUGGGGAGAUCAAUGAUAAUCUGAUGGAGCUGCUGAUUAUGAUCAAUGCGUGUAAGAUCGCCUCGGCCUCCCGGGUCACAGCCGUCAUCCCCUGCUUCCCCUACGCACGGCAGGACAAGAAGGACAAGAGUCGAGCGCCCAUCUCAGCCAAGCUGGUGGCUAACAUGCUGUCUGUGUCUGGAGCUGAUCACAUCAUCACUAUGGACCUCCACGCCUCACAGAUCCAGGGUUUCUUCGACAUCCCGGUGGAUAACCUGUAUGCUGAGCCUGCUGUACUGAAGUGGAUCAAGGAGAACAUCGCAGAGUGGAAGACCUGCACCAUCGUCUCUCCAGACGCAGGGGGGGCCAAGAGAGUGACUUCCAUAGCGGACAGGCUCAAUGUGGACUUUGCUCUGAUCCACAAAGAGAGAAAGAAGGCCAAUGAGGUGGAUCGCAUGGUGCUGGUCGGGGACGUCACGGACCGGGUGGCCAUCUUGGUGGAUGACAUGGCAGACACCUGUGGUACUAUCUGUCACGCAGCCGACAAGCUGAUCUCAGCUGGUGCUACCAAGGUGUAUGCCAUCCUGACCCACGGUAUCUUCUCUGGCCCGGCCAUCUCCCGGAUCAAUAACGCCUGCUUCGAGGCCGUGGUCGUCACCAACACUAUCCCUCAGGAGGAGAAGAUGAAGACCUGUCCUAAGAUACAGGUGAUUGACAUCUCUAUGAUCUUGGCAGAGGCCAUCCGCAGGACCCACAACGGAGAAUCUGUCUCCUACCUCUUCAGCCACGUUCCCUUGUAACAUCACACACACACUGAGUCACCUGGGGGCACUGUUUAGUAGGGGAAAACAGAACAUUCAGAACAGACACGGCCAUAUCUCAUGCAGAAUAGGGACGUUGGGGAACCGAUAUGAUUGUCUUUCAGGUAGACUAAGGAAAGCAGAGUAGGCUCUUCAGUUCUAUGCCCAGUAUUCUGGAAUGUUUCUCAUCAGUGAAUAGAAUCCAGCCCUACUAUUCUGUUACACCAGAAAGAGGAGAGGGAAGUCCUAUACAAACACCAGUGUUGGGCUCGAUUCCAUUUCAAUUCCAGUCAAUUCAAGAAGUACACUGACUAGAGGUCGACCGAUUAUCAUUUUUCAACGCCGAUACCGAUUAUUGGAGGACCAAAAAAGCCGAUAAUCGGACAAUUUUAUUAGGGGGGAAAAAUGUUUUAUGUAUCUAUAUAUCAUACACACACAUUUUUGUAAUAAUGACAAUUGCAACAAUACUGAAUGAACACUUUUAUUUGAACUUGAUACAUAAAUACACACACACAGCUCUGAAGUGACAAUGAUACUGAAGAGUCUGCUUAGGAGACAAAUACUCCCAACUGUUUGAAUAAAAAUAGAGUUUAAGUUACCUGUGAUGAAUGUUGAAAACAAAAACUUUCAUUUCUAUAUGGAGGAAAUCCUAUUUUAAUAAUGGACAUGGUAAGAAUUGACAACCAAAGUGCGAGUCAUAAUUCCCAUGAUACCUUCUAGCAAAAUCUGCAAAGCGGUUCCUUCAUUUAAUCCAUAGGAUAUUUUUAGGUUCACUUAAAUAAGGUCUGUUUCAUGUAGGCUCACACCACCGUGCCAAUUUUAUAACUGUGUAGAUAUCCAUAGGACAAGAUAACUGAUCAAUAUUGGCUAAACAUAAGCGAAGAUUUUAAAAAAUUGUAGAGUGGAUUUCUGAAAAUAUGUUGACAAACGUUACCUUAUCCUAGUGAGAUUUACAGGGGUAUCAAAACGCCGAGGCAGUUUAAGCACGAAACAAUGACCUUAUUUGAAGUAGAUCAAGACAUUCUCUAUGGAAGACUUGAAGGGUAAAAUAACGAAGGAACCCCUUUCAAGUUCAGCCGCAAGUUAUUACAGGAAUUAUAACGCGUCGACUAUUUCUCUCUAAACCAUAUACCUUUGACUAAUCCGGAAACUAUCACCUCGAAAACAAAACAUUUAUUCCGUUCCGUAUUUUAUCUAACGCGUGGCAUCCAUGAGUCUAAAUAUUCCUGUUACAUUGCACAACCUUCAAUGUUGUCAUAAUUACGUAAAAUUCUGGCAAUUUAGUUCGCAAAGAGCCAUGCGGCCCAAACUGUUGCAUAUACCCUGACUGCGUGCAAUGAACGCAAGAGAAAUGACACAAUGAUCAGGUGUUAGAGCAUUGGACUAGUUAACUGUAAGGUUGCAAGAUUGGAUCGCCCGAGCUGACAAGGUUAAAAAUCUGUCGUUCUGCCUCCUAGGCCGUCAUUGAAAAUAAGAAUGUGUUCUUAACAGACUUGCCUAGUUAAAUAAAGAUUAAAUAAAGGUGUAAAAAAAAAAAAACUGCAAAUCGGCGCCCAAAAAUAUCGAUUUCCGAUUGCUAUGAAAACUUGAAAUCGGCCCCGAUUUAUCGGCCAUUUCGAUUAAUCGGUCGACCUCUAAUACUGACAUUCCAAUUCUUUUCAAUCAGGAAAUUUUGGAAUUGGAUUUGGAAUUAGGUUUACUUUCUGAAUUGAGGUUUAAAUUGAAUUGACCCCAACUGGGAGAAACACCCCCAUUUCUAUUAGCAUCGCUCUGCUGCUAUUGCUAACUAACCACAUAAUAAUUAGGAUGAAUGUUUAAUAAUGAUGAUGACAUGUUCAUUUCCAGUCCCUCUCUCACCCGUAAACAGUGUUUGCAUCCCAAAUGGAGCCUUUUUCCUACAUAGUGAACUUCUUUUGACUUGUGCCCAUGGGCUGUGGUCAAAAGUAGUGCACUGCAUGGGGAAUAGGGUGCCAUAUGGGACAUGUCUAUCAGGGACAAAAGAGGUCAGUGUUGAUUAUUUAUUGUGAGUGGGUGAACUCACCUAAUGCCAACAGUUGUUCAUAAUAAUGCUGUUACAAUACUUCUGUUACAAAAAGAGGGCGAGAGACAGUUGGAUGCUGACUGACUUCAGGUAUUUUAUUAUUUUCUUUUUUAUUCGGUUGAAAGAUGAGACUCAUAAUGUGUUAAGUGAAUGAGUUAUAGUUGACAGUGCCACUGAUGUUCAUCUGGGUGAUUCAUAAGUAUUUUUAAAGGGGCAAUCUAGGAUCGGUACUUCUAAUUUUUGGACAUAAUGGUAAAUAGCCCACUGAACUUAUAAAUGCCUCCUCCAUGAUCUUCAUGAUCUGCAUCCCUAGCUCUGUCUGGGAAUUUGAGAGUGGGCACAUAACUCCAACCCCAUCCCUCACCUGUUGACCUAAACAAGUAUGGGGGGGGGGGGUUCUAAUUGCGGAUUGCCCCUCUUAAGACUAUUGGGAAUCGUUCUUUCAGUGGGUGCAGAGGAGGCAGGUUUUGCUCUUCGAGGUUGCCGUCUAGAAGCUGUUGGUUUUUAGCUCUGCAGGAUGGAGCUUCCUAGAAAAGUCUCUGCUAUUUUUAUUUACUUAAUUUCUUUCAAUAGCAUUUGUAUAAUAAACUCUCGAAAGAGUGGUAUCUGUCUGACUUUAGUUUCAUGUACAGUUGAAGUUGUAAGUUUACAUACACUUAGGUUGGAGUCAUUUAAAACUCAUUUUUCAACCACUCCACACAUUUCUUGUUAACAAACUGUUGUUUUGGCAAGUCGGUUAGGACAUCUACUUUGUGCAUGACACAAGUCAUUUUUACAGACAGAUUUAUUUCACUUAUAAUUCACUGUAUCACAAUUCCAGUGGGUCAGAAGUUUGUAAAAUUCCAGAAAAUGUCAUGGCUUUAGAAGCUUCUGUUAGGCUAAUUGACAUCAUUUGAGUCAAUUGGAGGUGUACCUGUGGAUGUAUAUCAAGACCUACCUUCAAACUCAGUACCUAUUUGCAUGACAUCUUGGGAAAAUCUAAAGAAAUCAGCCAAGACCUCAGAAAAAUAAUUGUAGACCUCCACGAGUCUGGUUCAUCCUUGGGAGCAAUUUCAAAACGCCUGGAGGUACACGUUCAUUUGUACAAACAAUAGUUUGCAAAUAUAAACAACAUGGGACCACGCAGCCGUCAUACCGCUCAGGAAGGAGAUGCGUUCUGUCUCCUAGAGAUGAACGUACUUUGGUACGAAAAGUGCAAAUCAAUCCCAGAACAACAGCAAAGGACCUUGUGAGGAUGCUGGAGGAAACGGGUACAAAAGUAUCUAUAUCCACAGUAAAACGAGUCCUAUAUCGACAUAACCUGAAAGGCCGCUCAGCAAGGAGGAAGCCACUGGUCCAAAACCGCCAUAAAAAAGCCAGACUACGGUUUGCAACUGCACAUGGGGACAAGAACGUACUUUUGGAGAAAAGCAAGCCGAAGAACACCAUCCCAACCGUAAAGCACGGGGGUGGCAGCAUCAUGUUGUGGGUGUGUUUUGCUGCAGGAGGAACUGGUGCAUUCACAAAAUAGAUGGCAUCAUGAGGAGGGAAAAUGAUGUGGAUACAUUGAAGCAACAUCUCAAGACAUCAGUCAGGAAGUUAAAGCUUGGUUGCAAAUGGGUCUUCCAAAUGGACAAUGACCCAAAGCACACUUCCAAAGUUGUGGCAAAAUGGCUUAAGGACAACAAAGUCAAGGUAUUGGAGUGGCCAUCUGUUAUGAAUUUUAUAUAUAAUGACUAAAUGAUGUAUACAUUUAAUGUAAUGAUAGGACUAUAUCUAACAGAAUUCUACCCUGCCUCUGUAUAAUGAUGAAGAAUGUUUGUCCGUAAGAAAGAGGAACAGACAAGGAACUGUGGCAGACAGCUUGUGACAACGGUGAAACUGAUAGCGGGAAGGAGAGGGGAGAACCCUUUGGGCUUGCAGUAGACUGUGUAACAUGUUGCAGGAUGUGAUAAGCAUUGUAUGUGUAGGAGAAGACUUGUAAACUAUAUUGUCAUUGUCUGAGAGGAGGGACAUUUAUGACGAAAUGGGAGGUAUAUAAACCAAUGUACAUGAUAUGAUUGGUAGAGCUCUCGUAAAUAAAUUACCAAUUUGUAAGUCGCUCUGGAUAAGAGCGUCUGCUAAAUGACUUAAAUGUUAAAUGUAAAUGUUUGACUAUUGUAGACUGGCCUCUGUCUUUCGUUUCAUCAAGAAUCUUACAAAUUCUUGGUAGCAGACCGAGUAGUUUAGUUGAAGUUCAGUUUAUGAACAUUGAGAACAUAAUUCUCCUAACACCAUCACAAAGCCCUGACCUCAAUCCCAUAGAAUAUGUGGGCAGAACUGAAAGAGCAUGUGCGAGCAAGGAGGCCUACAAACCUGACUCAGUUACACCAGCUCUGUCAGGAGGAAUGGGCCAAAAUUCACCUCGUUUUUUCUGGUAAGCUUGUGGAAGGCUACAUGAAAUGUUUGACCCAAGUUAAACAAUUUAAAGGCAAUGCUGCCAAAUACUAAUUGAGUGUAUGUAAACUUCUGACCCACUGGGAAUGUGAUGAAAGAAAUAAAAGCUGAAAUAAAUAAUUAUCUCUACUAUUAUUCUGACAUUUCACAUUCUUAAAAUAAAGUGGUGAUCCUAACUGACUUAAGACGGAAUUUCUACUAGGAUAAAAUGUCAGGAAUUGUGAUACAACUUAGCCAAAUACAUUUAAACUUUGUUUAUGUAAACUUCUGACUUUCAACUGUAUGUGCUUAUAUUCUGAUUGUGUGUGACUUCAGCGUAAGGUGAAUCACUGCACCAAACAUUUGAUGGCUGAAUGUGAUCUUAUUAAAGAGAUGGUGAAAACGAA
Molecule: messenger RNA, 5992 nt
Organism: Oncorhynchus nerka (sockeye salmon)
Lineage: Eukaryota; Metazoa; Chordata; Actinopteri; Salmoniformes; Salmonidae
Product: ribose-phosphate pyrophosphokinase 1-like
Exons: 7
Coding region: 194-1150 (318 amino acids)
Biological process (GO): 5-phosphoribose 1-diphosphate biosynthetic process; ribonucleoside monophosphate biosynthetic process; purine nucleotide biosynthetic process
Cellular component (GO): ribose phosphate diphosphokinase complex; cytoplasm
Molecular function (GO): ATP binding; magnesium ion binding; ribose phosphate diphosphokinase activity
Source: RefSeq, a predicted model, not a curated record